Aspergillus sclerotioniger CBS 115572 is the source of this 1306-nucleotide messenger RNA. RefSeq names its product NAD(P)-dependent alcohol dehydrogenase. Lineage: Eukaryota; Fungi; Ascomycota; Eurotiomycetes; Eurotiales; Aspergillaceae. Gene Ontology annotation, molecular function: oxidoreductase activity. The transcript has a single exon. The record is from RefSeq and is a predicted model, not a curated record. Bases 49 to 1074 code for a protein of 341 amino acids. Gene Ontology annotation, cellular component: mitochondrion.
UUGGCAUAUCCAUCAUCUGCCAUUCUAUAUUGGAAAAACCGAAUCAAGAUGAGUUUGAUGAGUGGAUGGCAGUAUGCUACUGCAACUGGCGACCUUGAGAAGCGACUCUGUCUCAAGACGGAUCUCCCCCAGCCUUCUGCCGAGAACCUGUCCCCAAAUGAGGUCCUUGUCGAAAGUCUCUAUGUGAGCCUGAAUCCGGCCGACUAUAAGAUAGCAGAGCUUGGACUUUUGACCAAAUUCGCCAUCGGGCUUCCUGCAACCCCUGGAUAUGAUUUCUAUGGCCGUGUCAAAGCAGUUUAUCCCUCCAACCAAGAUCUCAAGCUGGGCGAUCUAGUCUUCGGAAGUCUCGGUAGUCCCAAGCAACAUGGGACCCUAUCCCAAUACUUCAUCGCCCCCAUGUCCAGCUGUGUGCGUGUUCCGGAUGGUGUCUCCCCGGAAGAAGCGGCAAGCAUCACAUCCGCCGCCAUGGCAGCCUACAAAGCCCUUGCGCCGUUUAUCAAGACUGGACAAAAGGUGUUCAUCAAUGGUGGUAGCGGCGGAGUGGGCAUCUUUGCGAUCCAAAUUGCCAAAAUUCUCGGAGCCGAGGUGACGACCUCAUGCUCAACGAGGAACAUAGAAUUCUGCCAAGGGCUUGGUGCGCAAGUCAUCGAUUACACCCAGGGCAAUCUGAUCGAUUUACAUCGCGAGAAUGGUCAGACCUUUGACCAUAUAGUCGACAAAAUCGGAGAUACACCCGAUCUAUACCGAUUCGCACAUCUGAUCACAAAGCCAGAGGCCAAAGUCGCGCAGAUCGGAGCACCAGCGACUGUCUCAGGUUUGAUUGGUCUCCUCCACACCCUUUACAAUAAAUCCGUUCCUUCGUUCCUGGGCGGCGCGCAGCGUCGUCAUGUGUUCAUCGUAGGUUCUCCAAAUAGGGAGGAUCUCAUUCUGCUUGGGAAUUGGGUGGCUGAGGGCAAGAUCACAAUCAAUAUUGAUGCAAAGUUCUCCUUCGAGGAUACUCCCAAAGCAUUUGAGAAACUCAAGACAGGUCGGACGAGAGGCAAGAUUGUUAUCGCAGUUACGGAAUCCUCAUGAGUGCAUUUCACUACCCUGUCGCGAAAAAAUAAGGGGAGACAACCUGGAGGUAUUGGCGAUCCGUUUCUGGAUCGGAACUGCAAUCACAUGUUUUGGCACCUGCAAGCCAGACAGUAUAAGAAGCCCCAAAUAGAAUACACUUGAUCAUCGCUAUACUGGUAACAGGAACCUAUCGGUGAUUGGAGGAGCAUUGGCAGGAUGGGAGCGGCAUAAACCUCAUCUUAUCUGCCUA